AUGUCCUGCGACACAAUUCAGCAUUUGAAAGAGGGUAGGUUUGCGAAAGUUCUUUGCUGCCGAGUUUACGAGGUACUUCGGGAAUUUAGGAUGCUAAUUUACUUAUCCAUAAUGUCUUUAGUAAAGAUUGGUUUACCCGAUUUGACUACUCUCACAUUACUCUGACUAUCCUCGGAAUUACUCUUCCUGUUCUUAAUUCAGGGUUCGGUUCUAAAAGAGACCAUUGCAAAGUUAUGUCAAAAAGGCUCUACUUAUCCGGAAAACUGAACUGUUUCUUGCUCUUCUGAACAUGGGUGUUUCAGCACACUUUUUAAACGUUUGAAUGGUAGGACGAGAAUGGGGAUUAACGAAGUUCCGAGGACAAAAUUGAAACUAUUUGAAGUGUAGCCUUAGAAUACAUCAUGCGAUAGGUGGUCCCAUGCGUUUGCCCUACUUUUUGUCAAGAAACGAUAACUAAAGAUUCGAUACUUCCCGGAUACAUUAGCAAGAACACUGAGUUCACCUAGUCAAACAUAGACUAGCUGGAAGCAGUAUACGUCUCAUAAUGUUAACGAGGACCACAGAAUUGAACUUUUUCAGGUUGGCAAACGUUAGAUAUCCAGGUCGAUAAGCUGAGAAGUGUGAAGUGCUCACUCGAUCAGGGGACUUGUGUGACUGACGUCUCCGAGGGCUUGACUGGCCCUCCAUUAUCAAAGUGUUUUGCGCAACUCAUCUACCAGGAUUUUAAAUAAACGGCUGAUCAUCAAAACAUUAUCUAAAUUGGCGGUUUUUUCUAAGAUUCUGGUCGAUUUUUUUGCACAGAACGCUUUGAUAAUGGACAGCCAGCCAAGCCGAACGAAACGUCAACCAUAAAAUUCGCCUAAUCCGGUGAGCUUUCUAUUUCCUCCUUGCGAUGCCUUGUGAUGAACCUCUCAUAAAAGAAGCAAAAGUAACUAGGUCCAACCACUACCAGCAUUCUCAGCGGCCAGGAGAUUGUAAUGAGGUAAUAUUUCAGGCGUUUCGCUUGCAAUCAGAUUAUUUCUAUUGCACUAUGUUGGCGCUUUUUGCAUGUCUUAAGAGCAGGCGGACCCGAGAGCGUUGCAGGAGUCUAAAAAGGAUUGCCGUCCCGUUACGUUGCUCAACUAUCAAACCAAUGACAAACGACGUAGAUACGAUUCUGCUUCCGAUAUAUAUAUGUAUAUACUAUCCCUCUCUUCUGAAAUACUAUCUUCACAGUUUAUGGUUUCAACCUUACCUUCCGAAAGUGCGAUGCCCGGAUUUAUCCGCACAUUAUCUUUUUAGGCUGUCCCUUUUCGUGUUUUAACUGGCCAAUCUUAUUGAAAUGACGCUAAUGUAUUUGUCGCUGGGAGCACAUUUAAGACAGUUUUAGGAAUCCCUUCUUCCGCAAAAAUUGUUGCUGAUGGACCGGCUUGAAUGCGACCAGCAAAAAAGUUAACAACUAAUUUUGUCUGUAGCAUCCACAGCUGAAUCACAAAAUACUGCUACCGUUAACUCCGCUGGAUCACAACACUCACUAUUUAGCCGUAUUCAGGGACUGACAUCACGAUCGAACACACAUUCAGAGACAACGAAGUGUAAAUCAGAAACAACCAUUCUCGAGUCUUAUUUUUAAAUUUUCCUUUUAUAAUCCGCAAGAAGAACGCUCAAAACAUUUAUGGCGGCCUUGAACGGUCUAACUGGGACGCUGCAAAUACCAUACCCAUGGCAACUGUCCCUUAGUCUGUCGCAGAAUCUCUGGGCCACCUUUACAGAACAGACACCUUUUUUGGUAAUGUUAACGUAUACGUAACGCGGAAGAAAUUACAGCUCUAAGCCUGUCGCUUUCCCGCUGAACAACAGUCUGCGAAACGUCAUUUGACUUAUUUAGUCAAGUAGCCAUCGCAAUAACUCAUUUUGAUUUAAUACGUAAGUGUUCGUCACAUCCACAAAAGUGAAAUGCAAUUCUGGCAUAUAUGACGAAAUUCAGCUCACUGUUCAUUAAAUACUCCUUUUGCUGGAAAUAGAAAAUCCCGGCCGCUUAGAAAUUCUCCCCUUAUUCGCUAAUCUACUUUUUAGGUGAUCCCGAACCCGAGGUCAACCCGGAAAAUUUCACACUCUAUGACAUGCACUGCUGCCCCUACUGUCAGCGCGUUCGAUACACUCUGGAUUACCAUCAAAUACCGUAAGACAGUCUGCCGCCUGUGUUAAAUGAUCCUUCUUUUCGAUCUACUCACACGAACAUUAUUUUACACAGACCAAUCCACACUUGCUUCCAAAUGUUCUUAUUUAACGGGAGACUGAAAAUCUAUUCAGCCACGCAUCUAGAUUACUCGUUUUUAAACAUUGAAAUUAUGACUUGUGGCAUUCUAAAGUGAAGUGAUUAGUAAAGGUCCAUAAUGCAAAACACAAUUAUGAAAUAGUUGGUUUUUAGAUGUUAUGCAGAGUCGUAAUCUGGACAGUGCAGUCUGAGUUUUUUGCUACUUCUUAGGACUCAUAAACAGGUUUAAUUACUUGCUGCCUGUGUACUUCAUUAAGACUUUUGGGGUUAAGAAUUUUGAAAAUUUUAGUUAAGUAGAUGGAGUUCGUUCCCUUCUGACCUUUCAAACACUGGAAAUGAUGUCCUCAACCAAUUGCCUGGAAUCAAAAUUUGGAUGGCAGUGCAAAUGCUGCAUCCAAGUAUGGGGCAAGAUGAAUGCUCCUGUUUAUAGUCGGUGUCGAUGUGGAUUGAAAUACAUGAUUGUAGACAUGAAGAUCCAAACCCUACGAAUUUGGGAUACAGCACCACGCUGGUUGCACCGUUAAUGUUGGUCCCUCAUCGUGUAUGUCGUUAGGGGCUAUGUCGAAUCCUUCGUUCGACAUUUUGCCCGUAAAAUUCUUUGGGCAGACUCCUAAAGCACAUGCAACAUAAACGACCAGGGAACGUUUCGAGAAACUGCUUAUUGUUGUGUUUGACCUGAAUAUGGAGUCAUGCGCGCAACAUGUUUGUUGACUAUAUUAGCAGCCGCACAGCGGCACAUAAUUUACCACUCUGCCUCCCGCAUUCAGCCAUCGCAUGCACAUCAUUCGGCCACAUAAAAACCUGCGGCAAAUCCCCGCAGUCAUGGCCUAAUCACUACACGUUCCUAAGUCAACACAUGCGUCACGCACAAACGCUUCCAAAAUCCCACAUCACCGGCACAUCUCAUGCUAGUGACUUCUUGGCUUCUCUGCCACAUUUGUGAUCCAAGCGGUCUACCCCCUUUAUGUUCGACAUCCUGCGGUGUGCGUAUGGGGGCCAUGUCGCGUGUAUGGUACCCGCAAACGAGCUGUCCUCAGGGUAGAUUGAGUCAGGUUGUCGCUUACUGACGCGCAUGGUUCUAACACCGUACCCGAAAAGCCGUGGCGUGGAAGGUUGUCAACCCAUUUGCACCCAUUUGCGCUUUUGUGAUUUGAUUGGCUAGCUGGGGGACUGAGAGCCAGGCUGCAGUGGCUCCUUCUUAAUAGCACACAUAUGAGGUGCGAGACGCAUCCCUAACUGUGUGUGUAUUCCUGGUCGUGCCUGCGGUGCGGGAGAACGAUCCACUGUGUCCAAUGCCGGCAUCAGACAUUUAACUGGUUCCGACAGGGGCUGGAGCCUGGGAAUGGGGAGGGUGUGUGGGGUCGACGACUCAACGCAUUUUCCUCAUCAUAAACAACUUCACGCGCUUGAAGUUAUCAUGGUGCGCGACUUGGAAGGUUGCCAACUGACGGGAUAACUUGGACCACGCAGUCGGCUCAGUUAUGCAUGUUUGUGUCAAGUGGCCAGUUGGUCGCAGCGGCGCCUUCUUAAUGUGGCCUGCACUCCCACUCCGUGGCAUCCGAGCCGGUUGUGGUGGCACACCUAGGGAGGGCUGCGGUCCCACCAGCCGCCUGUGUCCUCUCCCAUCGGUCUUCUUGACUAUGUCUUAACACCAGGCCAAGGUGUGGAAGGCGAACAGGGUGCGAUAGGUGUUGUUCAAGCCUCACUAUCUCUUAGGGGUUACAAGAGUGAGAGAGGGAUCGACGUUCUCAGCGCGUAUCCUUCACUAUACACAAUCUGAUGGGCAUGAAUCUGUCACGGGAUCCUAAAAGCCGUGGAUGAGAAAGUUAAAAACUGACAGGAUAAUUCGGACCGCGCAGUCAGCCCAGUUUGUGCUUGUUUGACAUGGAGGACUGAGAAUCAGAGUGCAAUGGCUUCUUCUUAAUUUGGCCUGAAUAGCACUCUCGCCAAUUGGGAUCCGAGCCGAUCCACUUUUCGCUGUUGAAUAAAAUCCGGUUCGGUGUACGUUUUGGGCCAAAAUACCCAUUUUUUUAAAAAUAAUACUGACGCAUGCAGCACGAUGUACUACCUGUACCCUAACAUUUCUCAAUGGGUUGUUUCUGCCACAAGACGGGCGAGAACUGUUGGAGGCGUGAGUGUUGGACACCAACUCUAUCAGUAGACGCAUUGAUUUGCCGGCGUGUUUUCACGCACUCCGCCCACACAGCCAGGUGGCGCAGCUCACAUCGCCGCAUGGUAAAAAUGGCGUCACCACGCCGGGGGGGACCAGGCGGCACAAACCAGACCUAUCCACGGACGUAGUCUUCCCCCCCCUCACGGCAGUACGAUGCAAACGUUCACACGUUGCUGCACUCUAGCAGUAUCUGAUGAUGAACUCCAGUUCGAGUUCGAAAGUUGAGGCCAAUAAAUCUACCGUCCCAGUGAUCGUGCCUUCGUCUUCUUUUAAACUUUCUUUAAUGCCUAUCUUCCAGGAUUAUUUGAACUGUGCGUUUAUUUGUCAAUUCACCUUUUCUAGGCGUUCAUUUAAGGACGUCGAUCAACGGUAAAGAACGCAUGUUGUCUAAUAUGCAAUAUGUUGUCAUGUUCUGCCGUUAGAAGAAUUUGUCUUAUUAUUUAUGUUCAGUUAUCUGCAUUUGCCAGUUUUAUUCUCAUCCUCCAGAAAUCCCAUCAAAGAAGGAUACUAAUUUCAUUCGUCUAGACAUCUUUUCAGUAUUACAGCUUGACCUCUUAGAAGUCAUGAAUGCAAACUCAUCUGACAACCAAAUCCUUUUAACACAUACUGGACUCGACAGAUUAUACUUCUCUGACUAGAAUCCCGGAUAAACAAUCUGAUAUAUUACACUCCUCCGUAACACUUUGCUCGAAUAGCAGGUAGGAGAAAAUGAUCUAAUUUCCACGCAUUUUGCACGAAUGUACGAUAAUACAAGUAUAUUGCGAAAGAGUGUAAAACCAAGUGGUGUAACACUUUUUGACCGAGAUAUUUUUACUUGAUCCAGUUGUAAGAAACUAGGCUGCAGCGGUGGGAUUCGAACCCACGACAGGAAGAGCAGGACUUGAGUACAGCCAUCAUUCUAUGUACGUGAGCUAUGAGACCCCAUCGUUAGUUAUGCGUCUGAUCACAUUUGCGUAAUGUUUCCCGUCCUGUAUAGGAUCCGCUAAUUACGAGCCCAAGCAGAAUUUCGAAGGACUCAAUCUAUAAUUUACCAGAUGACUACUAGUCUUAGUUAAUUAGUUGCUCAUUGGAUCCAUCUGGGAAAAACUCGGCUAUCUUGAGGGGAUUUGAAUCCAUGACAGCAAAGGUUAGGCUUGAGUACAGCCAAUGCUUUUACAGGAGGUUGAUGCGGUCGUAAAUGCCGUUUAGCAACACAUAUCUAGCGGAACAUACAAAUCACCGUAUGGUUAAAAUACACGGCAGCAAUUGCACUGCUUGCGCAGGAGAAACACUCCAACCACCGGAACCAAGAGGCCUCGGCCGGGGGCUGGUUUGACUCGAGAGAGAGGGCCCGUAAGGCAAAACAGAACGAGUGAGUUCCGUAGAAACGAUCGGUAAACGCCUCCCUCUAUCAGUCUCCCUUGUAUUUGUCGGUAAUGACAGCUCACGAGAUUUCGCAAAGCAGUGCAGAGAUGAACUCCUAAAGUCCUAUGAUAUGGAUGUUUCCGCAGCUGCCUUUCAUGAACUCACGGACCUUUGUUUGGGAACAUGUUUUUCAUUCGAUCACAAGUAUUAUCAACAAAUAAAAGAAGCUCCUAUGAGAGCACCUAUAUCCGGCUUUCAUGCCGAGGUGAGAAUGCAGAAACUAGAAUCGGCAGAUUUUAUAUUAGUUAACUCUAUGUCGUGUGCAGGAUAUAUAGAGGACACAUUUGUUGUCGUCAAACAGAAUCAACUGGAAAUGCUACACAACACCAUCAACACAACCAUUUUGGGAAUUAAAUUCACGCUCGAAAAAGAAGUCGACAGUAAACUCCCAUUUCAAGAUGUUCUUGUACAGCGUAAGACUGACGGAACAUUACACACUCCCGUUUACUGCAAAAAACAUAUGCGGAAGUACUUCUGCACUAGAGCAGUCUCUCACAAGCGAAGUACUGUCAAAAGUCUUUUACAUCGACCAAAAACAUAUUGUUCUGAUGAAUAAAAGCUACCGAGCUGAACUAAAUUACCUAUGUAAAUUAUAUUCCCAGAUUUCGUGCGUCGACGCUUUAAGCAGCAAGAGAUAAAAGCAAAGGAACUAGAUAGUUCCAAUCAAGCGCCAAAUUCAAUACUUGGCGAAUCCUUCCCUAAAUCGGGAAUGUGUCCGAACUCUUUAAAAUACACUUGAGGAAACACCAAAUAAAAGUGGCUCACUAACCGGCGACCGCUUUACGCACUCAGCUUGUAUAGCCUAAGGACAGGGUUGGCUAUCUCGACUAUAAGAUCCCAUGCGAUGCCUGGGAUUCUGUAUAUUGUGGCCAUACGGGAAAGUCGGAGUUUGUCUCUCUAAAAAAUGCCGAGAGUUCCUCGAAGCCAUGCACUCCGAUGAAUUAUGCAUCAAUCGGCACAUUGAGUUAGAUUCCCCGUACAAGAAUCUCAGGGAAAAGCGGAAGAGAAGAAAGCCAAUCAAUACAGGCUGCCGCACACGGCGGCCACUAACUGGCGCAAAUGCCAAAGGUAUAUCGAUUGCUGAGAACGUUUGAAAUGUUAAUUGUUGUUUACACAUUUGCUUAAGUCUGAAAAAGAUCUGUGGAACCAGCGUCGAAAAUUUACUUCAUAAAAAUGUUCCUCCUUUUCCCUAGGAACGUAUUUGCUUCCAAAAAUACAUGUAUAUAUGUACACAUAUCCACACAUAAAAACUUUGGUCUGAGUCUAUAGGCCUUAAGUGUACUGAUCAACUCAAAGCCUGCAUUAACUUUAUGGGGAAAUUGAAGAGCUACCAUUUCUAAAUUGUACUAUCUACUAGAAAGCAGACAGGGAAUGUUGGGGGACUCACGGACGAGCCCCAACUCUCACAACUAUGUCAUGUAGCGACAGAAUAUCGUGGAAACACGUCGUUAGUUUGAAUCCUAUCACUUUAUUAUGCGGUUUGUCCAAGAUCGCCAACAUCAUAGCGGCAUCCAACCAUCAUUAGAUGGCGUCUCACUGACUAGUCGUUUUAAUAAUGCUGCGUAGAAGCUUUCACUUCAUGACUUCUUCACGCUAAAUUAAUAAAAUUGGCGUCAUUCUUACAAUUGUCAGAGUUACACCAAUCUCGUAACAGAUAGAGAAGCAUAUUUAAUACGCGCUUUGCCUUCAGAACUCCCUCAGGCUGUUCUUCUUCCUGAAAUCUGUCCGAUGCACCUAUACUUGUCUUCCUAAUCGGUUGUGUUUAAUGGCUGGGAAAAUUAUCUUGCUUAAUAGAAGGUAACUCUUUCUCAUUACUGAUGGCACUGUUCCCUCUCAGGUACGACCGCAUAUUAAUUCAACUCGACUCAAAGCCAAGCUGGUAUCUACGGCUGUAUCCGGCGGGUAAGGUCCCGCUACUGCUGUAUCGGGGUGAGAAAAUGAUUGAGUCAGAUGUUAUCAUGAAGUAUGUUGACCAUAUCAAGGAUUCUGAAACUUCUCUACUGAGCGUCUGCGGUGAAGAGGGCUUUAAGGAGGCGUUGAACUUGUCGUCCGCCGCGAGUCCAAUGGCAGUAACAUAGUUCAUGCAUGUUAUUUCGCCUGGUGUAAAGUGAGAGCGUUUUUGAAUCAUGUAGAAUUCAAAUCCCCCAGGAGUAUUUCUUUUCUAGUCUACAAUUGCACCCAAUUAACAUUUUGAUAGUCACCAUAAUCAUCAUCACACUUACCACGGAUAUUAUCAGCAUAAUUACAAGUAGCACCAUUAUUACAAUGACAAUAUUAAUGAUUAUUCUCGUCAUCGCAUUCAAGCGAUCAUUGAAAUGACUAGCAUGAUUAAAAAUAUCUUCUGUAAUCUGGACAUUUGUGUUUGCAGAUUUCAUAUCUGAGCUCGUCAUCUGAGAUCGUGCAUUAUUUAAAAAUAAGAUUGAAUUAAUUUUGGAUGAUAGAUUGUUGCUUGUCACUCCCGAUGGGGCGGCUGAAAUGGCGUUCAUUAACAUAUCUAGUAAGUUUCAGUCGCAGGAGUAAGAAAGGCGAUUUAAGAGGGCACCGCUUCGGACUUGGGGAAGUAUGCUCCAUUUUGCAACUGUUGGUUGACCGCCACGUCCAUUUUGUUGUCCAGACCAACAUCAACUUCUUAAAAACCAGGCAUUCUUUAAUUCCUUUUAGGAGUACAGUUCAUGCAGCGACGAUCAUAUGCGCCUUCCUCCAUGUUGGGUUACUUUCACGAAACCUCAGUGAAAUACAGAUGAUUUAACUCUAAAUGGAGCAGGCCAGACAUGUGUACUAGCAUUAAUUGGGUUUAUUUUCACCGCCUAUUGUGCGCGUUUAAAGUAAUAUCUUUUCAUACUUGAUGUUUCAUUAAGCUGGCCUGCAAAAGCUUCUAUGUUGGGUACCUUUUCAUUUUGUUCUGUUUUUCUUUCAACUCUCGCAAUGCAUAUAAAAUAUCUGACGGGCUUUCAUUUUUCAUUCGCUGUUUAGCUGGCUGGUCCCCGCUACAAACUCUGCUUCUCAUCUAAGACAACCAAGGCUGAUUCUGAGGCCUUCAAAGAAGCUCUGUCAAAUCUCGACAAAGCCAUCAAGUGUCCCUACCUAAUGGGUAAGCCAGUUACCACUUUUAGGUCUUUGAUUUAUGUCUAACGUUGUCGCUCAGCAUAACGCCUGUUUGCGCACAAGCCAAAACGGCGACGUCUUAUUUAUCUCAACCGUACACUCUACUAUUCUUCUGUGUCAACCGCGAAGUACCUUUAUGGCUACCCUUUAUGCUGCUACCGGAAAUAAUGUUUAAGAUGGAUUUAACUCAACAUAACAUCCAGGUUUUUGGCACUAUAAGCACCCUAUCUUGUUCAAGAUGCCAAUUUUUGCUAUUUGUCUCGCUUUUGUUCUGUGGAUCGCCUAUGUGACUCUGCAAUUUACCAUUUUUAUGUGUCGACCUGCUGCCUGAAGUGUCGAUUAGUGGAAUUCGCCUUAAAAUAAAGCCCAAUUUUUGGCAAAAUGAGCAAUCCUAUUUUGCUCGCGUUACCUACGUUUACCAUUUGUCUCGCUUUCUUCCUGUAAAUUGGUAAUGUGAUUUUUUGCAAAAAAGGAAAAUAGCCUUCUGCAGCAUAUACCAUACAUUUAUUUAUUUUUGUAUAUUUAUUUGGCAAAAAAAAUUCCAACCAGCGGACCUACCCCAAUUUUAUCCAUCUGCAGGUGAGAAACUCUGUUUAGGCGACUUGGCUCUCUUCCCCUUCCUUAAUGCUUGGGACUAUGUGAUGGGCCGACUGCUGAAACUGGACGAAUCCUCUGGUGAGAGCAUCGAGACGAUGGCCUCUCAGUGGCCUAACGUGCUAAAGUACCGUGAAGUCAUGAAGCAGGAACCUUAUAUCGCAAAGAACUCCUUCCAGGAUGCUGACUUCAUUAAAUUUGUGGAUGCCCACCUCUAG
Molecule: messenger RNA, 9751 nt
Organism: Spirometra erinaceieuropaei
Lineage: Eukaryota; Metazoa; Platyhelminthes; Cestoda; Diphyllobothriidea; Diphyllobothriidae
Source: the annotation of a GenBank genome assembly